UUUCAAAAACUUGAUUUUGUGCAAUUUCAUAAGAAAGAAAAUACCAUAGUUUAAAUGAGAUGAAAUUUGAACUCUCAACUCAUGAGAUAGACGUGUCUAGUACAACCUCUGUAACGAUUACAACUUUUUACCGAUAAGAUAGACGCAUAUAGCACAACUGCCACACUGAUCACAGUCUAUGUUAAAUACAUUACUUGAGGGUAAAUAUAUUGAUUGAUUAACCAUUAUCAUUUCUUAGUACAACACCUUUGCACAGUCCUCAAUAAAGCCAAAAAAGGAAAAAUAGGGUGGGUUUGAGUGGGGUUUCCUCUUUCAUAAUUAAAGGCUACCUCCCCCCACCCUCACCCUUUUCUCAUAAGGCUAGACAAAGGUUUUGUGAGCUCCAUUUUUUCCACUGGUUCUUGAAGGCCUAAAGCCAUGUCCCAAACCUACUUCAUCAUUUUCCUCUUCUUAUCCAUUUACCUAUCCACAUUGCAUGCCCUGCCCCAAUUAUCCGACCCGGACCCAGCUCCGAUCAAUACCCAACCACUCUUACCCAACCGAUCACCCCCAGCAACAAUUCCUGCCUUCCCCGAAGAAUCAAACGUGGACGGGUGCCCGUUGGACCUCCCAGAUGACUUCUUCUCAGGGAUAAAAUCAGCAUGCGGAUCCGGGUCGAAGCACCACAGUCUAGAUCCGGAUUCAUAUUCGGGUCGCCUCCACAAAACGCGCUGCUGCCCUGUUCUUGGAGCUUGGCUCUACGCGGCCUAUUCGAAGACGGCACUUCAGAGGGCCAUCACCGGCGGCAAACCGGCUUCGACGACGCCGUCGUCUUCUUCUUCGUCGUCGGCGGCGCGUGAAGUGGACAUGCCACUCUUGCCGGACGAUUCCGAGACUUGUGUGGACAGUGUGGAGAAGGCAUUGGUGAAUAAAGGAGUGAAUUUGGUGAAGCCCAAUCAGACCUGCGAUAUUGUGUACUGUUACUGUGGAAUUAGGCUGCAUCCCUUGAGCUGCCCGGAAUCCUUUUAUGUGAAUUCACGAGGGAAGUUGGCUGGUGGCGACGCCGUGAAGAAGCUGGAGAAAGAUUGCUCCGGCGCCAACAGUCCGAACGGCUAUGCCGGCCUCAAUGGCUGCUCGAAAUGCUUGAACAGCCUUUUCCUGCUAAACGGCUACAAAGCUGGAAAUACAAGCAAGUUAGAGGAGAGGACAACUAAAAUGCGCAGCAAGGAUUGCGAGCUAAUGGGCUUAACAUGGCUUCUCCACAAGAACAGAACUGCUUAUAUCCAUACGGUAUCUUCAGUUUUGAGAGCUCUAAUGUCGAGCACUGAAGGUACGUAUCCCCAGUCAUGCACCCUCAACAGCGACGGCAAGCCUCUCGCUGUCGAUUCCUCAGAAAUUAACGACGAAUCUUCCUCACCAAUACUUCAGUUUUCGCUUUACCUCCUCCUGCUACUAUCAUUGUUUUCCAUCACCUUGGUUAUAUGAUUCACCUGAAUUGUAAUAGUAGCCGGCUUGCUGCAGUCUCUGUUCUUCCCCUCAGAACCUAGUAGUAUCAACAUGUGCCAUGAUUCUUUGUAUUGCUAAGCAUAGAACUUAGAACUAAAUUUAGUUCUACUAUAUAUAUGUGUAGCCCCCCCUUUAGGGAUGGUAAAUAGUACCAAGUUUUAUUGAAGAAAAAGAAAGGAAACAAAACCUAUGAAUGACCAUUCUCUGGUAAUGUACAGGUGCCAAAGUUUCUUCUACCCUCCCAAAUCAUUCCAAAUGCCAGUUACUUUUG
Messenger RNA from Oldenlandia corymbosa var. corymbosa, 1756 nucleotides. The record is from the annotation of a GenBank genome assembly. Lineage: Eukaryota; Viridiplantae; Streptophyta; Magnoliopsida; Gentianales; Rubiaceae.